AUGGCAUCAUAUGUAGGAAGAGAAGCCCCUUUUUUCAAAGCUGAAGCAGUUUUUGCAGAUAACACAUUUGGAGAAGUAAAUUUACAUGAUUUUAUUGGAAAGAAAUAUGUAUUAUUAUAUUUUUAUCCACUAGAUUUUACGUUUGUAUGUCCAUCUGAAAUUAUUGCAUUAGAUAAGGCUCUUGAUUCAUUUAAAGAAAGGAAUGUUGAAUUAAUAGGAUGUAGUGUAGAUAGUAAAUAUACUCAUUUGGCAUGGAAAAAAACACCAUUAGCUAAAGGAGGUAUAGGAAAUAUCCAACAUACAUUAAUAUCUGAUAUUACUAAAAGUAUAUCUAGAAGUUAUAAUGUGUUGUUUGGUGAUAGUGUAUCCUUAAGAGCAUUUGUAUUAAUUGACAAGCAAGGUGUUGUUCAACAUUUACUUGUUAAUAAUUUAGCAAUUGGUAGAUCAGUUGAAGAAGUUUUAAGAAUUAUUGAUGCUGUACAACACCAUGAACAACAUGGAGAUGUCUGCCCAGCUAACUGGAAAAAAGGAAAGGUAGCCAUGAAACCAUCAGAAGAAGGUGUUAGUGAAUAUUUAUCCAAGUUAUAA
Messenger RNA from Plasmodium adleri (nom. inval.), 588 nucleotides. Its product is annotated as thioredoxin peroxidase 1. The transcript has a single exon. Gene Ontology annotation, cellular component: cytosol. NCBI's taxonomy places the organism in Eukaryota, Apicomplexa, Aconoidasida, Haemosporida, Plasmodiidae. The record is from RefSeq and is a predicted model, not a curated record. The coding region runs from base 1 to 588 and encodes 195 amino acids. Gene Ontology annotation, molecular function: thioredoxin peroxidase activity. Gene Ontology annotation, biological process: cell redox homeostasis; hydrogen peroxide catabolic process; response to oxidative stress.